This is a messenger RNA of Penicillium expansum, 1182 nucleotides long. RefSeq names its product Aromatic prenyltransferase, DMATS type. Gene Ontology annotation, biological process: alkaloid metabolic process. The transcript is spliced from 3 exons. Lineage: Eukaryota; Fungi; Ascomycota; Eurotiomycetes; Eurotiales; Aspergillaceae. Gene Ontology annotation, molecular function: transferase activity, transferring alkyl or aryl (other than methyl) groups. The record is from RefSeq and is a predicted model, not a curated record. Bases 1 to 1182 code for a protein of 393 amino acids.
AUGGCGCUGGUAUUGUGGAAUGCCUUGUUCUCUCCCUUCACAAAACUCUGGUACUCGGAUGAUACACAGCCAGAGAUCGAAGAACCUUCCGGCCAACCAUACGAGAGUGACGCGGAAUUAUGGAACAACGAAGUUGGGAAGAUGCUCAACAUGAUGCUUGAGCUAGCGGGAUAUCCUGAGAAUUCAAGAACAAUUCACUCGGAAUUCUUUCGUGGGUCGGUUGCUCCCUCUUUGGGUCACCACCCCAGAGGCACUGGAGACCCAUUGCACUGGAAAAGCUUCAUGACAGACGAUCAUACCCCCGUCGAGCUGAGCUGGUGCUGGUCAACUGCUCUUGAUACUCCCACGGUUCGAUACUCGGUUGAGCCUAUAGGGAAGUGGGCUGGGCAGCCAGUCGAUCCCAUCAACACCCUUGCUAGCCUACGGCUGCUUGGCGAUGCUCUUCAACUUUCGCCAGAGAUGGAUCUUUAUCUCCACCGACACUUUCAAAAGUCUCUUAUGUCUCUAAAAUCAAGUAAUGAAGACCCCAUUACGCAAAACCCUCAGUCUCAAAGCUUCAUGGCCUUUGAUCUGCUAGAAAAGACUAUUGUUGUUAAACAAUAUUACCUGCCUACUUGGAGGGCGUUGGCAGAGAAGAAGACGAAUUUUGCUGUUGUCGAGGAGGCAAUUCUAAAUGUUCCAGCACUAGGAAACUCCUUGCUGAGCUCCUUUAGUGUAUUCACGAACUACCUUGAGUCAUUCCCGGAAGAAACGCGUCCAGCGGUGGAAAUCAUGGCUAUUGACUGCCUAGACCCUUUGAAUUCUCGGAUCAAGGUUUAUGUUCGAUCAAGCUCAACAACCCUAAAGAGCGUCUUUGAUACUUUAACGAUAGGGGGGAAAGCCCCCAAGAGCUCCGACGAGGAGGAAUCGUUACGGGAACUGUGGCAUUCGGUGUUCGGCUUGAAUCAAGAUCAAAGUGAUGAGACACCCCUUUCGCAGAACGAUCAUCGAACCGGUGGGAUUCUCUACUAUUUCGAAUUCAAAAGUGGUACACCAAUUCCCAAGACAAAGGUCUAUCUCCCUGUGAGACAUUAUGCACAAAAUGACGAUCAAAUUGCGAGAGGAUUGUCUGGGUUUUUAGACCGCAGAGGGAAGAAGUUAGCUGCUGGAUCUUAUCUUGAAGGGGUACAAACACUAUGGUGA